AUGCUGGCGACUUUGCACUUUACGGCAGCUACUUUUCCGUGGCCGGAAGAGGUCUCUUCGGCCAUGUCCGACCUUUUCGCAAUCAUGAGCCUUGUGCCGAGGUUGGCCACGGUGCAGUUUGCGUCGAAGUGUCGCGCUGGGGAACUGCUACCGGGCAGUCGGGCAGCGACGAUGGCUGCCCCGGGUAUUUACUUUGUCACCAGUCCCAUCCUUGCAAUCAUUGGCCUUUUUCUCUUUGCCGCGUUCAUGGUCUAUCUGGUCGUGCCUAUUGCGGCCUGGGCCGGACUUUACUUCAACGACUUCCAGCGCGACAAGAAGAAGCGGGACAAAUUGAAGAUACAAGCCCGGGAAGCCUUUGACGCAUUGGCCGAAGAGCAUCGGCAUGGUCUCGUGUGGACGGACCUGCAGGACUCCGGCAUUCUUGAUGAAGUGGAGCUGAACAUCUUUGAGCACGGGAUUGAUCAUAUGGAAAGCUUCAUCUCAGGCACUCACGAUUGGGGCUCAUGCAGUGCUGAAGCCAAACGGCCGAUUCUCGCGAAGCUUUGUGUCCACAAAGCAUCCCAGGAUCCGCGUCAAGAGCAACUUCGUGCCGAAGUUCGUCUGACAAUGGAGGAGUUCAAAACGAUGCCCGAUUUCAGUACGAAGGGGCAUGGCGAGCGCGGCUUGCUGGAGAUUCUGUUUGACAAGUCGUGGCGUGGAAAAAAUUCGUCCAUUUUUUCAGAUCUUGGCGAGCCACCAGCAGCGCUUCACGAUUUUGUGCGCCGAGCCUUAGCAUGGAAACUGCGACAUCGAGUGGAGCACAGAGCGGCUGACUGGGGAUUAGAUGUGGGCACAGUCGCGCUGGCUGUCUGCGACAGUUUCAGCACAGCACGAGAGCUGCAUGUUUCAAGCGCAGACGAGUCGGGUUUCGACGAGCUGAUUGCCAAGACAUGCGAACGACUAAGUCUGGAAAGGCAGCGACGAAGUGAAAAAGAUACCGAAAUUCGGGCGCCCGAGCCAAUUGCAAGUGGGCUCGAUCCGGACACCUUGGACUUCGGUUUGUUCACGUCUCGGCCGAGACCUUCCCAGCUGCUCCAGCAGUGUGUGCCAGUAAUUUGGGUGAUGCUUUUGGCAAUGUGGCCGGAGCUGUUGUCUCAAUUUCUGAAGAUGGUUUGGUGUGCGCCUUUCUCCGAGGAUAACAACCGAGGCCUUACAGAAGUGAAGCAGCGCUUGCUUCCACAUCCAGAUGUUGUAUGCUGGAGCUUCGAUCAUUUUGAACUGGCUCUCAUCGCUUCAAUCGGACUGGUCGUGUGGUGCAUUGGCGUUCCUCUCCUCUUGUUCCUUCGUAUAUACAAGCUGAAAGACCGCCAGAAUCCUGAGAAUGGUCGGAGGUACGGUUUCUUUAUCGAAGGUUACGAACCUGGUUUCUGGUACUGGGAUAUCAUAGUCAAGCGCUUCGAUAUUGCCCUGAUGAAUUUGGUGACGUACACAUCUUUGGCAGAUGAUGAAAAGGCCAAGCUAUUGCUUUUCCCAUUCAUCUCUGGCGCUAUGUUGGCAAUUGCGGCUUGGUGCCGGCCAUUUACGAACGAUCAGGCUGAGAUUCUGGACUUCAUGGAGAUGUGCCUUUUGAGCUUCCGCUUUGUUAUGUUCAGUAUGAUUGCAGUCUUGCUGAUCUUCAACCCCUCGGCCGCGGUCACCUACGCUGUUGCAGGAACUCUCGUUCUAGCGUUGGGAUGCAUCUGCAUGUACUUUGCGCUGCACGUUAUGGUUCAGAUGCUGCGCACGUCUGCAGAAGAAAUGGGGGAGGAAGUGGAAGAGGACGAUGAUUCCAACGACCAUGCCCGUGAUGCGAAGACCACCCAGAAUCCCAAGGACAAGGGCAAGGGCAAGCCAAAUCCGAUCGUGGCGCUUGUAGGUGAAGUGAAAAAGACACUAAUUGGAUGCACUCUGCCACUCUUCGUGCAGGGUGAGGACGAGAAGCUUUUCGUAGAGUGGACAAUAACCACCGACAAGAUCAGGCUGGUGAGCUCACAGCCGAAGAAGUUGCGUAGAUCUUCAAGCUUCGCUCGAGUCGCGUCCGCUGUGAAGCACGCCAGGGCACAGAUCCUUCGAUUUGGGGCAAGCUAUCAGCGGCAGGUAGUUGUCAAGGCAUCUGGUGGUGCCUCCCUUCGGGUUUCCGAUGCCAUACUGGCAAUGGUUUGUGUUUGUGAUUUCGUGACUAUUCUUCCUCACUGGCUCUACUUGUGUGGCAUGUUGACAGACAUCCUCCUCAUCAUGGUGACGGUCGCGGUGGUGAUUGUGGUUGUGGUUGUGGAUGUGGAUGCGGAUGCGGAUGCGGUGGUUGUUGUUUUGUUGUUGUUGUUGUUGUGGUUGUUGUGGUUGUGUUUUGUUAUUGUUGUCGCCCUAUACUAUAGGUUCGCAACAGGCUCCCUUCGCCAAGCGUAA
Symbiodinium necroappetens is the source of this 2424-nucleotide messenger RNA. NCBI's taxonomy places the organism in Eukaryota, Dinophyceae, Suessiales, Symbiodiniaceae. The record is from the annotation of a GenBank genome assembly.